Messenger RNA from Galleria mellonella (greater wax moth), 2226 nucleotides. Its product is annotated as DC-STAMP domain-containing protein 2-like. The transcript is spliced from 12 exons. Gene Ontology annotation, cellular component: membrane. Lineage: Eukaryota; Metazoa; Arthropoda; Insecta; Lepidoptera; Pyralidae. The record is from RefSeq and is a predicted model, not a curated record.
AUGACAAAAUAAAUAAAUAUUCUUAAUAAAAAUAACAAAAUAAUAUAAAUAGAAAUGGCGUACUUCGCAUUACUUUGGAAAGCGAGGACUAUAGAAAAAUACAGGCUCAAUUAUGAAAAUGAGAAAUAUACAUCUAUUAUGGCCGCAAACACGCCGAUACCUCAAAAGUCUUUAUCGCAAAGGUGGCGUUACUAUCGUUCAGAUACGCAAAAACGUAUUUCUAAGAUAUUCAGAAGACUAUAUCCUGAAGGUUCCUCUCUAUCCAACUUCUUGCUAUACUUGAAAACAGAGUUGACGAUUCCCAGCUGUGUCGUCAAGAGUACAUUUGGAUUUUUGGGUGGCAUUUUGCUUACAUACCUUUGCUUCUUAUUCCUCGUCUUCCAGCUUUCUAUUUCUCUUUUUCACGCGACCAUUGUGAGCUCUAUUAUAGGAACCCUGCUUACUCUGGGUUUGACUUUUAGCUACAGAAUCAGAUGUUUGGUGUUCCUUUUGAUCCCACAAUUAUUCUCUCGAGUAGGAAGAUACACCCUGACGUGCUACGCUCUGGUUCUCAUCUUGACUGGUCCAGCCACGAAUACGUUAAAGAAUUCUGAAGUAUUGUCCGAGUCUAUGGCAUGUCAACAGGUACAAAUUAAAACGGCCGUCAAUCAAAUUAAAUAUUCAAUGAAGAAACCAUACAAUUCAAUGAGAGACUCGAUAAAAAUAAUGAUUGAUCGAUUGAACUCUAUUAACAGGCAAUUCAAGGAAAUUCUGCUUAAAUUAAACCGAUUGAUUUUGAGCGUUCUGGAAGUCAUCCAAUCAGGAUUCUCCUGGUUAAAUUCACUGACAGAAAUUUGCAAUAAGAAAUUUGGCACGCCAUUUGAAAGGUGUAAGAAAGCUUUGAACGAUGGCUACGAAAAUUAUAAACGACGUCUCAGUAAAGAUUUCGAUUGGAAUUUUGAUAUAUCAGAUAAAGUGAAAGUCGUGUGCUCUAAGGCCGUGUCAUAUAAUGUCAUUUGUGUCUAUGUGGACUACAUUAAUGGAAGUAUUAUUGCUACUAUCAAAAAGAGGUUAAAGAACUUCACCAAACGGAUCAGGGACAUGCUCUACCUGCAAAUCCAGACCCAGCAUUCUUAUUCAUUCAGUAGCAAUACCAGUCACUCCGCCAGUCAAGUGGCCGCUGGUAUCGUCACUGAGAUUAGAAAGAGGGCUGAUCCACUACUCACCUGGCUCUCUUGGAGUUCAUGUGUCACUAGUUUGUUUUUACUCCUCAUUAUAUUUAGAGCUAAAUAUUAUCAGCACAUGUUUGAAACAAGAUCUCGCUUCGACAAUCGCUAUAUAACGAAAGAGAUGCGCGAUUUAGACCUAAAAAGACUACGACAGGGCAGAGACACUGUCUUACCUCUAAAUAGAAGAGAGAGAACGAAAUAUGUUACGACGACCUCUUUCCGACUUGUAACUUCGGAGAAGGUCUAUUUGACCAGAUCUGCUGUGUUUAUGGUGAUAACCACAUUCAAAUUACUUAUACAUAUGGUCGCUGAUUAUAGCUUGUUCUGGGUGUUGACUACCAUACGCCAUCAUGGAGAAUUGCAAACACCAUUACCAAUGGAACCCCCCAAUGCUGGUGUAUUUAUAUCUGGUACUGGAAAAAUAGCCGAGAUCUUUCAAUCGUUAAUUGAGGCCUUAAAAACACCUCUAGAAUACCAGCAACCAUCAGAAAGUUGUCUUCCGAAUCCUUAUCCCCCUGAUUUGCAGCGAUAUUCACAAAUUGGUAUAUUAAUAUUUCUUCUGUGGUUCUUCGCUCUGUUCGAGCCGUACGGGCUUCGUUUACGGCACGUGGUUAUGGGACAUUAUCGACCAGAACGGGCUAAAGCGAGAGCUGAAUGGUUAUACAACCAUAUAUUGAGAACUAGAGGUGGUUUCAUGAAAUUCGCUCGAAGGAAACUACAUCGAAAAUAUAAAUAUUGCACAGAAGAGAAAUAUACAUUUAUAAAGUGGUUGGAAACACAUGCACCGUUCCGGUGGCUCCGAUCCUUAUUGGGGAUAAGUCCAAAAGAACCACGCUGUCUUCUAUGUAACACUAAGGAGCAUCCAAAUGACGAUAACACACAACUUCAAAGGUGCAAUUCCCCUAACUGUCCAGGAGUUUACUGCAUCAGCUGUUUUGUAGAUAUAGGUCAGCUAUGCACAAUAUGUCUCUCGCCCAAUGAUUAUGGUGAUUUGAGUGACAUCAGCCUAGAAAUGUAA